AUGUCGGGCCAGCAGACUGUUCAGCAGACCCCCAGGGAGGCAGCUGCCGACAAGGAUGCUCGCUUCUUCUUCACCGUUCUGAAGCAUUGCAAGACCAAGCCCGACACUGAUUGGGAUGCUGUUGCUGCCGAGCUCGGUUACGCCAACAAGGGCGUCGCUCAGGUCCGUUUCGGCCAGAUCAAGCGCAAGUUGGGCAUCACCACCAAUGACAAGGCCACCCCCGACGUCAAGAACAAGGUCACCAAGUCUACCCCCAAGACUGGUUCUGCCAAGGCCAAGCAGUCUGCCGCCAAGAUCAAGAAGCAGAAGGAGGAGGAGCAGGCUAUGAAGAAGGAGGAGGAGGAGGAUCUGGAGAAGGAGGAGUACUACGACGACGAUGACAUGGCUGACCCUAUUACUCCCACCCCCAAGCGCCCCGGCAAGCUCAGGUCCAUGAAGAACGAGGAUGAGGUCUGA
This is a messenger RNA of Pestalotiopsis fici W106-1, 456 nucleotides long. RefSeq lists its product as uncharacterized. Bases 1 to 456 code for a protein of 151 amino acids. NCBI's taxonomy places the organism in Eukaryota, Fungi, Ascomycota, Sordariomycetes, Amphisphaeriales, Sporocadaceae. The record is from RefSeq and is a predicted model, not a curated record. The transcript has 2 exons.